CCCGAUUUACGUCGCCCCCCAGAGUGACGGGCGGAAUCAACCAAUGGCGUCGUGACGAAGGUUGAAGUAGCCCCCUCGCGGUUGCCCCGCGGAUCCUGCCUUUACUGAAUAUUCAUGAAGGAGGCGGGUCCACGCUGCUUCAAGCCGCGACUGGCGCCAUGAAGCUCAACGUGGACGGGCUGCUGGUCCAUUUCCCAUACGACUACAUCUACCCGGAGCAGUUCUCCUACAUGCUGGAGCUCAAACGCACGCUGGAUGCCAAGGGUCAUGGAGUCCUGGAGAUGCCCUCAGGCACUGGGAAGACAGUGUCCCUGUUGGCCCUGAUUAUAGCAUACCAGCGGGCAUAUCCACUGGAGGUGACUAAACUCAUCUACUGCUCGAGGACUGUGCCUGAGAUUGAGAAGGUGAUUGAAGAGCUUCGAAAGUUGCUUAGCUUCUAUGAGAAACAGGAGGGCGAGAAGCUGCCGUUUUUGGGGUUGGCUCUGAGCUCCCGGAAGAACCUGUGUAUUCAUCCUGAGGUGACGCCCCUGCGCUUUGGGAAGGAUGUUGAUGGAAAAUGUCACAGCCUCACGGCCUCCUACGUGCGGGCGCAAUACCAGCAGGACCACAGCCUGCCCCACUGCCGCUUCUACGAGGAAUUUGAUGUGCAUGGGCGCCAGGUGCCCCUCCCUGCCGGCAUCUACAACCUGGACGACCUGAAGGCCCUGGGACGGCGCCAGGGCUGGUGCCCAUACUUCCUUGCUCGAUACUCAAUCCUGCAUGCCAACGUGGUGGUUUACAGCUACCACUACCUCCUGGACCCCAAGAUUGCAGACCUGGUGUCCAAGGAGCUGGCCCGCAAGGCUGUCGUAGUCUUUGAUGAGGCCCACAACAUUGACAAUGUCUGCAUUGACUCCAUGAGUGUCAACCUCACCCGCCGGACCCUGGAUCGGUGCCAGGGCAACCUGGAGACCCUGCAGAAGACAGUGCUCAGGAUCAAGGAGACGGAUGCGCAGCGUCUGCGGGACGAGUACCGGCGCUUGGUGGAGGGGCUGCGGGAGGCCAGCGCCGCCAGGGAGACCGACGCCCACCUGGCCAACCCCGUGCUGCCUGACGAGGUGCUGCAGGAGGCGGUGCCUGGCUCCAUCCGCACGGCCGAGCACUUCCUGGGCUUCCUGCGGCGGCUACUGGAGUAUGUCAAGUGGCGGCUGCGUGUGCAGCACGUGGUGCAGGAGAGCCCGCCCGCCUUCCUGAGCGGCCUGGCCCAGCGCGUCUGCAUCCAGCGCAAGCCCCUCAGAUUCUGUGCCGAGCGCCUCCGUUCCCUCCUGCACACCUUGGAGAUCGCCGACCUGGCCGACUUCUCCCCUCUCACCCUCCUUGCAAACUUUGCCACCCUCGUCAGCACCUACGCCAAGGGUUUCACCAUCAUCAUCGAACCCUUUGAUGACAGGACCCCGACCAUUGCCAACCCCAUCCUGCACUUCAGCUGCAUGGACGCCUCGCUGGCCAUCAAGCCUGUGUUUGAGCGCUUCCAGUCCGUCAUCAUCACAUCUGGGACGCUGUCCCCACUGGACAUCUACCCCAAGAUCCUGGACUUCCACCCUGUCACCAUGGCAACCUUCACCAUGACGUUGGCCCGGGUCUGCCUCUGCCCCAUGAUCAUUGGCCGUGGAAAUGACCAGGUGGCCAUCAGCUCCAAAUUUGAGACCCGGGAAGAUAUUGCGGUGAUCCGGAACUAUGGAAACCUCCUGCUGGAGAUGUCCGCUGUGGUCCCCGAUGGCAUCGUGGCCUUCUUCACCAGCUACCAGUACAUGGAGAGCACCGUGGCCUCCUGGUACGAGCAGGGCAUCCUCGAAAACAUCCAGAGGAACAAGCUGCUCUUUAUCGAGACCCAAGACGGGGCUGAGACCAGCGUCGCCCUGGAGAAGUACCAGGAGGCCUGUGAGAACGGCCGUGGGGCCAUCCUGCUUUCGGUGGCCCGAGGCAAAGUGUCCGAGGGAAUCGACUUCGUGCACCACUACGGGCGGGCCGUCAUCAUGUUUGGUGUCCCCUACGUCUACACCCAGAGCCGCAUUCUCAAGGCGCGGCUGGAAUACCUUCGGGACCAAUUCCAGAUUCGAGAGAACGACUUUCUCACCUUCGAUGCCAUGCGCCAUGCAGCCCAGUGUGUGGGACGGGCCAUCAGGGGCAAGACGGACUAUGGCCUCAUGGUCUUCGCUGAUAAGCGGUUUGCCCGGGCGGACAAGCGGGGGAAACUGCCCCGCUGGAUCCAGGAGCACCUCACGGACGCCAACCUCAACCUGACCGUUGACGAGGGGGUCCAGGUCGCCAAGUACUUCCUGAGGCAGAUGGCACAGCCAUUCCACCGGGAGGAUCAGCUGGGCCUGUCCCUGCUCAGCCUGGAGCAGCUGGAGUCAGAGGAGACGCUGCGGAGGAUAGAGCAGAUCGCGCAGCAGCUGUAGCGUGAGGGGGCUGGGACCAUAAAAAGUGUUUGUGGUGA
Molecule: messenger RNA, 2479 nt
Organism: Camelus dromedarius (Arabian camel)
Lineage: Eukaryota; Metazoa; Chordata; Mammalia; Artiodactyla; Camelidae
Gene: ERCC2
Product: ERCC excision repair 2, TFIIH core complex helicase subunit
Exons: 23
Coding region: 159-2441 (760 amino acids)
Biological process (GO): transcription by RNA polymerase II; nucleotide-excision repair; positive regulation of mitotic recombination
Cellular component (GO): nucleus
Molecular function (GO): DNA helicase activity; damaged DNA binding; hydrolase activity, acting on acid anhydrides, in phosphorus-containing anhydrides
Source: RefSeq, a predicted model, not a curated record